CAAUGCUAUGCAAUGUUAUUGCACUUAGCAGGCUGAGCUUCAGCCACUCGAUUUUACCUCUUUAUCUUCUCAAUGACAUCUCAUCAGCAUGAAAUUGCUACUUAUUCUAACAGACCAACUGUAUCUUUGUCUGAAGAGGUAGCAAAAGAAAUCUGCCUGCUGUGUUAAAAGUGGAAAAGUGGUUCUGUCUCAGUCAGCAUAACAGACUCAAGUAUUAAUGCCCACUCUUUCCCAGUGAGCUGCUUUCCCAGGCAACAUUUUAGGCAUCAUAGGUGUGCUCCCAAUUCACAGGCUAUUCCAAACUGUAGGCAUCAAAAUUAUGCAGCUUGAGAAUCAUCAACAUCAUACAAUUGUAAACACUUGUCCAUAAACAUGACCAUUCUCUGUGCGUGUUUUUGUCCUUGCAGGUCAUCUCUCACCAGUGCACUUUGAUGUACAUUAGAGAGGAGAUGGGAGAGGUGGUCCUACUGUAAGCGGUUGUUUUUCUUGAUUGGUUUAUGUGCAACGGCCACACGGAUUUUUUUGGGACACAAUUCUGUCUAUCCCGACUUAAGUAGGAAAUGCAAUGUAGAUUCAUUUCGAUGUUUUCUUUUUAGCAAUGUCAUAUCACAUUUAAGGGGUUGCUAUUGCUAUUAAUAUCAUAACUUUGCAACAUGGUUAAUUUGAACACAGCUGAAUGAGAGACAUCCACGAACCACAAACAUAAUAUCAACCUGUUUUCCUUUUACAGACACUGUCAGCCAUAGCAGCACAAAAUAAAAACAUAUUCCGUGCUUUUUGUAUAAUACAUCCCAGACGGAAUUAAUGUAUUAUUAGGCUAUUUUUCGAUACUUUUAGUGUCACCGACUAAAUGGGCAUUUUAUUGCAAUCUGGGGAAAUGCAUUGGACGGCAGCUUUCAAGUUAUCCUGUGUAGCAUUGGUGAUGUUUCUGGCCUGUCCAACCUCUUCCAUGGAUGUGCUGGUGCCACAACAGAUCAACGUUCUCAAUGGCACUGAUGUCAAAAUCCCCUGUGCGUUUACCUCAUGCUACAAGCUGGAUCCCAGCAAGUUUGCCAUGAACUGGACCUAUAAGGAAACAAGCAAUAGUACAGAGGAGAUGUUUAUGACUUAUAAGAACAGGAUAACACCACUGAAGUCAAGCCGAUUUGGAGACCGUGUUGUUUUUUCUGGGAUUCUGGAGAAGAAUGAUCUGUCAAUCACUAUCUUGAAUGUUCAGUUGACUGAUGAGGGCAUCUACAACUGCUAUGUGCGCAACCCUCCCGACCGCAUUCAGGGUCAAGGCACCAUCCAGCUCUUCAUCCUGACUGAAUUACCACCACCAAGAGACUCGACCAUUGCUGUUGCCAUGGGGGCAUCUGUGGGGGGCAUUCUUGCUCUGCUGAUUCUGUCUAUGGUGGUGGUGAAGUGUAUUCGCAGACACAAGAACCAGGAGCUGAUCUCAGAUGAGCAGAAGAUGGAGGAAGAGGGCAAAGCAGAUGGAGAAGGAGGCACAGAAGAAGCUACAAAAAAUGUAUGAAUCUCCUGCCUGAAGAUAUGUACAAGUUGUUUGACUCUUCAUCCUGUAAAUGUCUCAUUCAACAUUCCUAAAGGCUCGAUUCUCUUGUGUAGACAUCAAACAUGUCAUUUUAUGAAGACACCUGCCACAGUGAUAUGAUGUCCUGUCAUUGAUGACAAAUUACAAAGGGUUUCUCAAUAUGUCAGGGUAAUGUAAUAAUUACAGUAGAAUUCUACAGACCUUUUAUUUGGUCCACAGCUUUUUCAAACUCACUAAAUGUCUUUUUUCUCCAACUACUGCCAAUGUAUUAGCCAUCCAGUAUUUCUGCUGAGGAUUUUCUAAAUGGAUACAUUUUAAGUGUUAUUAAAAUGGAAAAAGCACACAAAGUUCUUCUUACAACUACCAAAGUCUUUUUAAUCUAAUUUAUAAUUUUUGACAGAUUUUUAGGAAAUCACUGCCUUUAACUUCCUCUUAAGUGUGUUUGUGUGUACAGUAUGUGUGUGUGCCUUCUCAUUGUGCCAGUUGAGUUUCUGCUCCUAGUGCGACUUAAUGUUAAGAUCAACUCGGUAAAACAGCAAAAGAUUUAGCAGUGAUACAUUGUGCCUACCAAAAUGGUAGGAACAUGACUAUUCAUCAGUGUAACACACCUCCAAAACAUGUACAAUCAUUGCAUGCUGAUAUUCUUGCAUAUGACACACAUAAAUUGCAAAAAAACAAUCCAUCAAUUUUCACAAGCAUCUAUAAAAUCUUGCUUUCAUACAUAAAUGUGGUAAUUUCAGGUGCAAUGUGGCAUGUAAAAAAUGCUGGUUGAUAUUUGUAGAUAAAUAGAUAAAAACCAAAAAACCUAAACAUAAAAUAAAUUGCUAGUAUUAUUGAUUGUGCUAAAUAUGUAUGUUUUGUUAUUUUAUGUGGAAGAUGUCAUUUUUGUUUUUUUACACCAGUAUCUUGAACGCAUUAGUUGUGAAUUUAAUUUUACUUAAUUUGAAAGUGCACUUCAUAUUUAAUCUGAUAAUCAAAUUUAAAUGCUAAUCUUAAAAUCCAUUAUGAAAGAGGCAAAAAAAGCUUUUCAGUUAAAUAACAGGCUUGUGCAAAUGACAUAUAUUGCAAGGAAUAAGUGAAUGUUUAAUAAUGUAUAUUUAAAGAAUAUGUUAAACCGCUAAUAAAAAGGUAAAAACUAUCAAAGAAAAUAAGAAAAUUAAAAAUAUAUCUUGACUGCUGCUUAAAUAUGUUUUCAAAUAAAAAAGAAAACACAAGUCAUGAAACCUUUUAUGCUAACUAUCAAUUCUCAAUCUAAAAAUGUUAAGGGUAUUUUCACCAGAUCUUAAAAAUCUGCUGUUUUCAUUUUGAAUUCAAAGAUUAUGAACUCAAAUUUAAUACAGACUGAAGUUUUCGCGUGUCAGAGGUUGCUGCAUUUUAGACGUGUCCCAUGAAUAAUUUCAGACUAUGCACCAUCUGCUAUUUCUAAUGAUUUGUUCAAAUAACAAACUCUACAGUAUUACACUGUAAAUUUGUGUGUGUGGGUGUGUGUGGAAAUGUGAGGAGAUAGAAAUGUGUUUUUAAUAGUUCUAUGUAAUUGAAAGUAAAUAUAUCUAAAUAUACCAGACUCAUAUUAGGUAUACAUAAUUUUUGUCAUUCUUAAUUUUGUUAUCACUUUUCUAGAUCUUGUUUUACUUCACCAUGUAUGAUCAUCUGUUAUAACACCAUUUAUGCUGCAUAUAUGGCCCAAAGCCUCUUUAUUCCUUUUCAUAUUGUAUUUUAAUGUCUCAUGCUGUUUUAUGUUGACAACUUCUUGUAACAUUUACAAAAAUGUACCAGAAAGUACAAAUAUCAUGGUAUUAUUUGAAGUACCCUAGAGUACAUUGUAAAUACCAAGGUACAUGAAUUUAGUAAUCAUUCAGUACCAUAGUACUACCAUCUGAUACCAUAACUGUACCAUGUUACCGUAGUACUUUUUUGUUAAUGGAAUGUAUUCUUUGUUUAUUAUUGUUUAUUGAUUUUUCAUUCAAAUUGUUUAAAUGUGUUGUUUUUUAUGGACUAUACUACUUAUUAUGUAAUAAUCAUUUUACAGUUGAUAAAUCCAAGCUUAUUUGACAGAUCAAAUCAUUGGGAUGAGCUAAACCAUCAGGACAAAUACUAUGACUAUGAAUCCACUUAUAAUUUAAUUUAAAAUGACAUCCAAUUACUUUGUUUCACACAUAAGCAUGUAGUAAGCAUUGUGAAUUAUAGUCAUGUUGGACUGUGAAUUUUUGUGUAGAUAUUUGCAUAAUGUGAGCAAAACUGCACCCACAAAAUAUGAAGUGUAUUCAUUCCUGAAUAUUAUAACAGAACCAUUAAGCUCAUAAUUUGAUUAGCUAUGCAGCAGUUAACAUUAAACUAGCUUGUGGAAUUCAGUCUGUGGCACAAUGACUUUCAUGUUUGGUGCUUUAAUGGUUACCAUUUAGAGGUUGAUUCAUUUGCUUUUAUUGCCAGGCAAUACAGCUCUCUAUCCCUGAAUAUCUUCUUUUAGAAUUAGACAAGGAUGUUCUAGUUACUUGGUUACAUGUAUAAGUAUGUAAUAAUAGGCAUGAUAUUGGAUCAUACUGCAAGUCAUAAAAAUCAAUUUUGCACUGCUAGAUACCUCGCAUUAUAUUGAAAAAGUGUCACUGACUACACAAAUAUGAUGUAACCUUGUAAAUUAGACUGUUGAUUGUACUGCCUUGAUGUUUACUUUGAUACAUUUCCCUAUUUGUAUUACAUCAAGAUCAUACAAACAUUUCUGUAGACAUAAUUAACAGUAGUGGUCCAGUGAGGCUUGUUGAGAUGGUUUAAGGACCAUUUUUUGCCUGUUUUUUUCAUAAUGCAUGCCUCUGUUUCAGUGUGUCUCUGAAGGUGUGACCCUGGCCUACUUUAUGAACACAUAUGCUUGCACUGCACCAUAACUAUGAGCUGCAUCACUGUUUUUUUUUUUUUUUUUUUUU
Molecule: messenger RNA, 4452 nt
Organism: Myxocyprinus asiaticus (Chinese sucker)
Lineage: Eukaryota; Metazoa; Chordata; Actinopteri; Cypriniformes; Catostomidae
Product: sodium channel subunit beta-2-like
Exons: 5
Coding region: 851-1516 (221 amino acids)
Cellular component (GO): membrane
Source: RefSeq, a predicted model, not a curated record